CGAACUGCAUAUCUGAUUGGUUGAAACGUCCUGACCUACGUACAGUCCCCGCCUUCUCUCUGCCAGAGGACAGAUUGAACAUGGCGGCCUCCGUAAGAUGCUUUCUCCGCUCAGGAAAGAAUGCCGUUUCCACUCUGGGGCAGCGAGGAUUUCAUAAGAGUGCCCCGGCUUCUGCGCAGAUGAUGGUCCGGGACGCCUUGAACCAGGCCAUGGACGAGGAGCUGGAGAGGGACGAGCGGGUGUUCCUGUUGGGCGAGGAGGUGGCUCAGUACGACGGAGCCUACAAGGUGAGCAGGGGUCUGUGGAAGAAGUACGGAGACAAACGCAUCAUCGACACUCCGAUCACCGAGAUGGGCUUCACCGGCAUCGCAGUGGGAGCCGCCAUGGCCGGCCUGAGACCCAUCUGCGAGUUCAUGACCUUUAACUUCUCCAUGCAAGCCAUCGACCAGGUCAUCAACUCUGCUGCUAAGACCUGCUACAUGUCGGCCGGCCGGCAGUCGGUGCCCAUCGUCUUCAGGGGACCCAACGGAGCGUCGGCGGGCGUCGGCGCUCAGCACUCUCAGUGCUUCGCCGCGUGGUACGCUCACUGUCCAGGUCUGAAAGUUGUGAGUCCCUGGAGCGCAGAAGAUGCUAAAGGUCUCCUGAAAUCCGCCAUCAGAGACGACAACCCCGUGGUGUUCCUGGAGAACGAGCUGAUGUACGGCGUUCCCUUCGAGAUGUCUGAGGAGUCGCAGUCCAAAGACUUCACGAUUCCCAUCGGCAAAGCCAAGGUCGAGAGGCAAGGCACUCACGUCACGGUGGUCACUCACUCUCGGUACGUCAGUCACUGCCUCGACGCCGCCGCCGUCCUCGCCAAGGAGGGGGUCGAGUGCGAGGUGAUCAACCUGCGCACCAUCCGCCCUCUGGACGUGGAGACCAUCGAGGCCAGCGUGAUGAAGACCAGCCACCUGGUGACGGUGGAGGGCGGCUGGCCUCAGUUUGGUGUCGGAGCGGAGAUCUGCGCCAUGGUCAUGGAAGGUCCAGCCUUCAACUUCCUGGACGCUCCGGCCACCAGGGUGACGGGCGUCGACAUCCCGAUGCCGUACGCUAAGAUCCUGGAGGACAACAGCCUGCCGCAGAUCAAAGACAUCAUCGCCUCCAUCAAGAAGACCCUCAACGUCUGAAACACACACACACAAACACGCACACACAGACGGUGGAAGCAUUGUGCGGUAAAACAUAUGAACCAAGUGUAAAUACAGCCAAACGGUUCCUUUAAGAAAAAAAGAACUCCUUAUUGUAACGGUUUUUGCCAGAUGUUGGUUCAAUGAAGCGCACAACUUUAUUUCAGCGUCUCUUGGUUAAAUUUAAUCUUUAUCUAACAAGGAGAAGAAAAAAAAGAACUCCUUAUUGUAACGGUUUUUGCCAGAUGUUGGUUCAAUGAAGCGCACAGCUGUGUAUUGGCCGCCAGAGCGGGGGACACGCAGGGUUCAGUGGAGUCGCUGCCUCCAUUAGUCCCGAAGACGGGGUGAACUCUGUGUGCGACGCUCUGGCUGCUCUGUCUCCUUUUUCUCCCCUUCAAAAUAAAAGUGGCUGUAUUCCUGUAGGCUUUUUUUCUGUUAAUCCGGAGAGGUUUGGUAACAACAAAACCCCUUUGAGUUUGUUCCUGCGUGUUCUUGUAUUUAGACUUGCAGGAGGAUUCAAAUGUGGUUUUUUUUAAAAAUUCCGAGUAGUUUUGUUGUUAAUAAACCCCCCUGUAUAUUUCUAACCACCAAAGGACACUGUACUGGGUGAGUGAAGUCCUCGCUGGGGAGGAGCGAGGCGGCCUGAGGGCUGGAGGUGCAUCGCGGUUGGGGAAUAUUUAUUGUAGCUGCAGCAGCUUUCCUUUGUUUUUGUAAGUUACUCUGUUACAGAAAUAAAAACCUUUCACUGCUU
Molecule: messenger RNA, 1914 nt
Organism: Pungitius pungitius (ninespine stickleback)
Lineage: Eukaryota; Metazoa; Chordata; Actinopteri; Perciformes; Gasterosteidae
Gene: pdhb
Product: pyruvate dehydrogenase E1 subunit beta
Exons: 11
Coding region: 81-1163 (360 amino acids)
Biological process (GO): pyruvate decarboxylation to acetyl-CoA
Molecular function (GO): pyruvate dehydrogenase (acetyl-transferring) activity
Source: RefSeq, a predicted model, not a curated record